CUCAGGGUUGCAGCAGAAACACUCCCCGUCUUUUUUCUUUCCAUAUUUAUAAACGCAUCAUAUCCCAUUUAUAUUAUUUCUGAGGUUACAGUUCUUUGAGGCCAGUUGCAUGCAUUGUUCGUCUCCAAAAAUGGUUUGCGAGACUAAAAUAGUUGCGGAUGAACACGAUGCCAUACAAGGGAACAAAAAAGAUUCUAUUAUCGUUUCCUCCUCGCAAAUGUGGACUUCUUCCACACCGGCACCGAAUCCGAUCGAGGAAAAUGAUGUGAGGAAAGAUACGGUUUUUAUCCGUGAGUUUGAGCGCACGGACCAUGUGGAAGUGCGCCGCAUCUUUUACGAGGGGAUCAUGGAGAGAAUCCCCAACACCGCAUUCAGAGGCAUAUUACAGCAAAGUCAAACCCAAUUCUUAUAUGUUUUUCUGACACUAAUGUGCUUUGUUGUGAGCAAAUCCCUCACGCUGACCAGCUGUGCGCCGUUCGUUCUCAUGGCCGCGCGCUACUUCUACAGCAGCAAAGUUAUCCACAACUAUCUGGCCUGCGCGCUCCGAACUGACAUGGCGGACAUCGAGGAGUAUUACAUGAAACCCACAGGCUCGUGUUUCUGGGUGGCAGUGCUGGAGGGUCAGGUGGUCGGCAUCGUGGCAGCGCAGGGCCGGGAGGACGAUAACACGGUGGAGCUGCGCCGCAUGUCGGUGGACUCGCGCUUCCGCGGCAAGGGCAUCGCCAAGGUGCUGGGGCGCCGCGUGCUGGAGUUCGCCGUGCACAACAACUACGCCGCCGUUGUCCUGGGAACCACCGCCGUCAAAAUGGCCGCCCACAAGCUGUACGAGUCACUGGGCUUCCGGCGGACGGGCGGGAGCGAGGACUACAUGCUGCCUGGCAUGAGCGGCUCGCCGCUAGAGAGGCUCUUCUUUCAGAUCCGUUACCAGCGUUACCGCCUGCAGCUCCGCGAGGAGUGAGGGGUGAGAGGGGAGAGGGAUGGAAAGAGAGAGCAACGACACCUCCUCCUCGAAGCAGAGCCCCUUGCCCGACGAGCCUCGACCAAGUCCCCGAUCAAUCUUAUACUCCUCUGACAACUUUAUUUUGUAUCAGUUACUUCUUCUUACUACUUACCACUACUAUGUCUAUUCAUUAUUUCUAAGUCAUUAACUUAUGGGUUUUUGUUUUACAUUUUAGAUUUAGUGUUUUACCCCCCCCCCUUUGAGUAAAUUAUUUUGUUUUGCCUAGUUUCCCGUCCUUUCCUGUUGUAAGAAAAAAUAAUCCCUAACAUAUAUCACCGUCCCAUGCCUAUUCAAAUGACAUCUUCAAUUGAGUGUUCCUGUUGCUUUUGAUAGAAAUUUGAUUGCAAUCAGUUUUUCGAUCACCAUGACAAAAUCCCCCCCCUUCCUUCCACCCUUCCUUUACUAAAAUCCCCUCCCACCCCCUUCAGAACACCAAUCAGAGGCUUAAUCAGGAGGGUGGCGUGUUCCGUAACAUUCAGAUAGAAAUAUAUCACGUAGAACAGACAUUGUCCUUUGCCAUGGAAAACAGGCAUUCGUGUCCGCCCUAUACAUGGCAUUUCUAUCUGAAUAGUUUCUAUCUCAAACGCACCCUGUCUCUCGUUAGCCCGCCUAAGCCCUCUCCAUUGUCACAACAACGUUUGUGCCCAAAAAGACCUGGACAAAAAGACAAAGUAGGUUGGCAUUUCUCCAGCUCAGCCCAUAUUGAAGCACAGCAAGGGUCAUCAAGUGUACUGUACCAGCCCUGUGGAGAGACAGGAGGAACAGGCAGGACGUGUACUGUGGACACACGCUGUGGAUCCUGCAUAGGCAGGAAAACAAACACAAACAGGCUUGCGUCCCAAAUGGCACCCUAUUCCCUAUAUAUUGCACUACUUUUAACAAAGGCCCAUAGGGCUCUAGUCAAAAGUAGUGCACGGUGUAAGAAAAAGGGUGUAAUUUUAGAUGCAGACACAGUGCAUUUUCUGUUUCCUAAACCCUCCUGCUUUCUGCUUUCACUAUUUCCUCCAUCUUUGGUCACGUUCUCUUCCCCUCAUUCAACACAGUGUCAGAAUCUAAUUCUAUGAUUCCAUUCCACCUGCAUGGGAACUAUGAAGAGGGUCUCUCUGAUUGGUUGGGAAGACGAGAGGGUAGUUCAGGCCAGGGGUACGUACCCAUGCAGGGUGAAUACUGUGCCAAUGUUAAUCAUAUUACUAAUUUAAUCAUGGGUUUUUCUAAUGAGUAAAUGAUCUAAUCUAAUGAAACAUUGAGUGUUACUGAGUUUUAUGUGUAAUUAUCAAUGGUUUACUAAUUGAAUCAAGAUAAAUUUGAACAUUUUGAAUAUGUUUGGUAUUUGAUUGAGAAAUUAGAGAUGUUAUUAUUAUUCACAACAUUUGAUGGAAGCAUUGCUACUUUGUAGUAUGCACAUUUUAUGGAUACUCCUACAUGUACAUAGUAACCGCAAUCUAGUAUAUAUUUAAACCAGUUAACUGGGGGAAACUACUUGGGUAGACCUAAUACAUUAUUCAAAAUAUUUGCGGACUUACAGUACAUAGCUGGCUUAACAAAAUGUAUCUAAGCACAAAUGUUUCAGUUUGAAUUUAGACACAAUACUAUAUCCAAUUUACAGGUAUAUUUAUAUCCUUCUGUGUAUGUAUUAAUGUGUAUACAGUUGGAAUACUCUGUACAGUAUGUAGCUGACAAACCCAAAAGACGUCCCUCUCCCUCCCCUUCAUAAAGAUAACCACUCUCUCCAUUUCCAUCCUCCUAUCAGAGACAGAACCAGCAGAGGGAGAGAUACAACUUCUAUGAGCCCAAGAGUUUGUCAUACUUGUACAAAAAUCAAGAAAUUAAAUGUAAAAAAAAAAAAGAUCAUAAAAAAACACAGAUUAAAAAAAAAAAAGUAGACAAAAAGAUGUCAUGAAUUGUGCUGAUCCUCCUUGCCUUGACUUCUACUCCCCCUUCUGACCCCCCAUUCAUAAAUCUGACUGCAACCCUGGGCCAGACCCCCCCACCCCUACCCUCUCUUCUACCCACUCCCCACCCCAUCUCUGCAUGCGCCACAGUCUUGCUGCGCUGCUUUUAUUCCAUUUGAGCUUGUAACACAACCCCCCCCCCCAAAAAAAACCUGCCCCUAUUGUGAUGUCAUCAAAGCAGUCUGGCCCCUCCCUGCAACGAUGGUGGAGGAUGCAUAGGUGUGUGUGUUAAGUUUGUGUGUGUUGAGUGUCUGGUUGAGUGUUUGUGUGUGUUGAGUGUUUGUGUGUGUUGAGUGUCUGGUUGAGUGUUUGUGUGUUGAGCGUGUAUGUGUGUGUUGAGUGAGUAUCUGUGUGUGUGUGUGUGGAGGUAGGGUAGAUGAAGAGGUGCAUUAAACCCACUCACCGCAGCGCAGCACUGCCUUGAUGACAUCAAGCCUGCCAAUUGUAAAAUGCAAAAGCAAUGCAAGUGUGGCAUGCCUCUGUUCCUGGUGUGUGCGUAUAUACGUACGGUGCCUGCCCUGGAAAAAUAAUCGGAAAACGACAUGAAAAAAAAAAGAAGAUAUUUUUUAGCUGAACAUAUAAACAAAAAUGUGUGUUUCUUUGUCAGAGAAAAAAAACAUUUUUUUUUUGCAUGAGAUGUCUUUGAAUGAAAAUGUCUUAGAGGAUACAUUGUACCACAUGGCAAGCAGUGGAGAUAAAACGAUUCAUUUUUGCAUUAAGUUGAUAUUAUCAAUGGACUCUUUUUAUCAAGGGAGGGGUGAUAUCAUGAACAGUGAGAAGAAUCCUAUGGAGAUGUGACAAGGUCAUAGUUUGUCCUUGGGUCGUUUUGACAAACGUCAAAUAAAGCAGUGAGAUCAUGUUGAUGUAUCAGAUGUUGGGUCAUUCGACUAACUGUCUGCUGUAUUAUCAGAGGACUUCUCACUGUUCUGACACCCCCCUCUUCCUCAUUCAACCAUGUGAAUUGAGAUGUGGAGGGCACAAAAAAUGAACCAGUUAGCCCAGAUAUUUUCUCCUUCUCCAAUUUGACCUGGUCAAAAGUAGUGCACUAUAUAGGGAAUAGGGUGCCAUUCGGAAUAGUGUCAAAUUUGGGACGUACUAAAUGAUCUAAAUUAUGAUCAAUCCCCCCCAUCUGAAAAAUUCAGAACAGACCUGGGUAUAGUAUUUUGGCGUGGAUCCACCAGAAUGUAGGAGGCAGAGGUUAAAUGGUGAGGCUAUAAGAGCGUACUUACUAAGAAGGUAUGCCAGAGGAGGCUGGUGGGAGGAGCUGUAGGAGGACAGGCUCAUUGUAAUGGCUGGAAUGGAAUAGAUGAAACGGAGUCAAACGUGUGGUUCCCAUAUGUUUGAUACAGUUCCAAUAAUUCCAUUCCAGACAUUACAAUGAGCCCUUCCUCCUUAGCUCCUCCUCUGGUGUUCACUACAAGUGUACACUACAUAGUAAUGUAGUAAGUGGACUCAUGUCUGCUAAAAGAUGAAUGUGAAGUCUUAUCAAACUGAGCCAUGAAUGCUGCUGUCGCCAUUUCAAUAAUAAUAUACCCUCUCGUUAAGCAUUGUGGGUAAUCUCAGCCUAGGCUACUAUUUGUGUUCUUGAUAAAGGAUGUAAUAUUAUACCAUUAUACCAAGACUCCGCAAAAGCCUUAUGUACUGUAAUAAUUACAUGCUGACAUUCAAAUAUCCCACCAACAAUCUAUAUGGCUUAAGGUAGCGAAUUAUUCAUUUCCUGUUUUAAGUUGUUAGAGAGGAACAGACAAACUACACUGAUAUGUCACUAGCCUACAAUGCAUUUUACUGUAUUCUGUUUCGUAAAAGGGUCAAGCCUGUGUUUAUAUGGGGAAUGCUAUGCUAUGCCCUGUUCGGUCUGGUCUUAGUACUUCUUGAUUCUGGUAAAGCAUACACAGUAUUAGAAAGUAGAAGAAAUACUGUAUGCAACCACCACCACUAGUGUGAUUAUGUAACUUAAUAAUACUAUUCCAUACCAUUCCACUGAACCUCUGAUGAUGUACAAUCCAAGAGAAAAUGUUUUUUUUUCUUCUUCUUUUCUUUUGGUUCUGAGAAAAUAGGGAAAUAUUGUUAGUGUUGACUUGGGAACAUAGGAGAAUGUUCAUGUAUUGUUAUCUGCAAAGGGUUUCAGACAUGUGUGCUGCAUCAGAACUAAACGCCUCUCUCAUUGGAGCGCUCCUUUAUCGAGUGCUUUCCAAUCCAAAAACUAUCAUCCGAUCACCUAUAUUGCGGUGAAGAAACCAUGCAGGCUCACAAAAUACUCAAUUCAUACUUUAUCGUAGUCCCUCCCACCUGGAAAUACAAGUAUGAGACAAAAAUCCCUCAACGUCUGUCAUCCAGAUGUCAAGUUGAACACGCACACUAUUGUAGAAGUAUAGAUAUCAAAACCGCACAAAUAGUAUUCCUGUGAGUAUAGGUUUUUUGUCCUGGGCGAGUGCAGAUUUCAAAGGCCGUGGAGUUAGUUAAUAGCAGACAUGAAUGUAUAUGGGUGCCGUUACUAAGGGUCUUUGUUGCGAGAAAUUGUUAAAACAUUUUAUUUUAUUUUAAGAGAGAAAGGAUUAAGACAAAAAUGACAAAAAGCAGCUAAUGGUUCUUCUAUUGCUGAGAAAACCACAACAUUUGAUGUUUAAGAGUGACUGUGUACAUAGCUAUAUCUAUUACUGUUGUUUUGAUUUACAGUUUAUAUAUAUAUAUAAUUUCUGUUGAUUUCAUCAAUGCUAAAAUAAUGGACUUUGGAACUGUCUGUCUGAGAAGAUGGCUGUCUUUGGAAUGUUCCACCAAACGUGGGGGGGGGGGGGACAUGCCACUGUGGCAGUUUACCUGGGGGGGACGGGACAAAAUGGACUCUCCCUCUCUCUGUACUCCUCUGGUGAACUUAUCACUCUGCUGUGGCUAACAGGAUGACUAACUCUCCACUGUGGUCACAGGUACCAAGAACGCAGAAGCACUUGUAGCACAAUUGUCUUUUUUUUUUCUUUGAGUAUGGAUUUUUUCUCUCCUCCUAGCCAAUAUCUACCCCUCUUGCUCAUAUACCGUAUGAACCAUAAGCCUAUAUACAAGACAACGUUAUAUAAAGAAAUGCAUUACUAUGACCCGUGGCUAUUUGUUGAAGUUUGAAAUUUGCCAAAUUUGUUGCAUUUUUCUCUCAAACUGCUAUGUUGUGUUCAAGAAGUGUCAACAAAAUCCCGUAUUUAUCGGUAUCAUUUUGGAAACCCUGCUCACGUGCCAUCUAAUCAAGCAAUAAAAAUAAACAAACAAACAAUGAGAUAACGAGAUACAAUCGUAUAAAUUAUUUUAUUAGUGCGAAAUGCUGCAUUGUUGUUAUAUCUCAUAUGCUGGUGACGGAGGGUCGGUCGCCGUGACGUUAUCACUGUUGGCAUGGCAACACAUCACCACUGACGAUAUGUUGAGACCUGAAUAAGAGGUGUGAUUGUAUAAUGAUUAUUUUUGUAUUUUUUUUUCUUUAUAAGAGGUUUCAAAUGUUUUUGUUUUGUUUCAUUUUUAUUUUUUUUUUAACUUGAAGAUGAAUUCUACUGGUGUACCACUUGCAUUGUUUGUACAGAUGUUAUUGGGAGUAUUGGGGGGAGAAAAGUCCCUCCCAGCAGAGAGGUGAAAGAUGGCAGAGUUUCUGAAAGUGGUCUCUGUUAUCUAUCAGUCAUAUGAGCUUUAUUUAUCAGUCUAAAUCUUGCUUCUGAUUCUCUAGUAGUCAGGAGGAGUAUCACAGUAACUCAACUACAGCCAGGGGGUUGUCACUACUACUGAGAAUAAAAAUCAAUUAGCCCAUAUCAAAGUUUAAAACGCAAGCUGAAAAAAACCUCAAUGAAAAUCUAGUGUGAUUUCCAUGAAAGCGAUUCAACGUUUAUUUUAUAUAUACCAUCAACAAUUUAAUAAAGUUGUAAAGUGUAUUUUACUGUAAAUAGCAUCCACGGGGUAUUUUUUAUGAUCAUUUUGUAACAGAAAUACCUUAAUAUAACUUUUUUUUACGAAGUUUACAAAAUCACACACACUUAAAAAAAUAUAUAUCCAAACCUGAGAUUCAAUUGUAAUGAUCUUUUCAACUCUCUCACUAAACUCACCAAGCCAGAGACCGUUGGUUCAUUUUCAACUUCUUUCAGAGACCACUGCCAUCUUUCCCAGGAUCAAGGUGCUGUGUGGUUUAACCUCAGUAGUCAGAGAGAAAAGCCUACUGUUGUCCUGUUCUGAUGGAGAGGGAGUGGCCUGUCAGUGGCUGGAGAGCACCCAACACUGUAGCACAGCACAUAGUGGAUGUGUCUAAAAUGGAACUUUAUUCCCUGGCACUACUUUUGACCAUGGCUCAUAGGGGUACGGUCAAAAGUACUGCACUGAAUAGGGUGCCAUUUCAGACUCAGCCAGUGUAUUAGCUAGCCCUAGGAGUGUGCAGCAGCAACAUAUUCUCUCCACUUUCAGAUCUUGAGCUGUCAUGGCUGUCUGUUGCCAGGAAACCAACCCACACAAAGCACAGCAGGGAAAUGAUAUGCAGCCACACUGAGGGAGUGAGGAGGCAGGCAGGUCAACCAGCCGGGCCGCCCCUGAGUGAGAGGGGGAGGAGUGUGGGAGUGAGUGUGUGGCAAGGCUAAGGCUAUGAUUAAGAGGGGCGAGGGAACCUUGUAUGAGGAUGCCUUGGGUGCUUAAAGUAGGCCACUGGGGAAGAAAAAUUAGGUAAACAGUGACAGGGAAAAGAGAGGGUUAUUACAGAGAAGAUGGAUCAGGGUGCGAUCGCAGACAGUUGAGGGUCUGUGACUGAAGAGCAAAUGAGAAGAGGGCUAGGGGAACCCAAGGGAGACGGGUUCAAUUGGCUCAAGGCCUUAGCAAGAGGUCAGCCAAGCAGAAAAGAGGUGAAAGGCGGUCACAAGGCAGAGGGAUUUGAUCGCGGUUAAGGUACGGCCGGCUCGACCAGACCGCGCCUGACCUUACCUGAAUAGAGUGUAGAUGCAGUGAUGACCUGGUGUACCUUUCUGGGCUCGUAUUUACAAAGCAUCUCAGAGUAGGAAUGCUGAUCUAGGAUCAGUUGGACCUUUUAGAUCACAAUGAAUACGAUUUUAUGGACUGGGGAAACCUGAUCCUAGAUCAGCACUCCUACUUUGAGACGCUUUAUGAAUACGGACUAUUCUUUAUGUUCCUCCUUCUGACGUUCCUUUCUUUUGACUGCUGUAUUGUUACUACUGAUUAACCAUUUUUUGUUUUUUUGCCAAUCAAUGGGAACACUGUAAAGCUGUAAAGAUAAAGAUUUCCUGCAUUGUGAAAGAAAAAUGGAUGUACAUAUUGUAUCAAUUAAAACGACAAUGCAUAAAGCUUUUA
Messenger RNA from Oncorhynchus nerka (sockeye salmon), 8268 nucleotides. Its product is annotated as N-acetyltransferase 8-like. The record is from RefSeq and is a predicted model, not a curated record. The transcript is spliced from 3 exons. Gene Ontology annotation, cellular component: mitochondrial membrane. Lineage: Eukaryota; Metazoa; Chordata; Actinopteri; Salmoniformes; Salmonidae. Gene Ontology annotation, molecular function: L-aspartate N-acetyltransferase activity. Bases 110 to 958 code for a protein of 282 amino acids.